CAGGCGGCAGCGGCUAUUAAAGCGCUGGGUAGGGCAGCGGCAGGCACUUCGAGGAUGAGGCUUCCCUGCUGGUUCUGGCUGAGCUCCGCCGUCCUCGCUGCCUGCAGAGCAGCAGGGCAGGCACACAACCUGACCGAGGGGCUGGGGGAUGCGAGCGCCCAGGCCGCCUGCCCCGCCAGGCUGGAGGGCAGCGGGAAGUGCGAGGGGAGCCAGUGCCCCUUCCAGCUAAGCCUGCCCACGCUGACCCUCCAGCUUCCGUGGCAGCUUGGUAGCAUGGAGGAGGUGCUCAAAGAAGUGCGGACCCUCAAGGAAGCUGUCAACAACCUGAAGAAAUCCUGCCAGGAUUGCAGGCUGCAGGCUGACGACCAUGGAGACCCGGGCGGGGACGGAGCAGGGACGGUCCCGGACAACAGAGUCCAGGAACUGGAGAGUCAGGUGAACAAACUGACUUCAGAGCUGAAGAAUGCCAAAGACGAGAUCCAGGGGCUGCAAGGGCGCCUGGAGACGCUCCAUCUUGUAAAUAUGAACAACAUCGAAACCUACGUGGACGACAAAGUGGCCAAUCUAACAUUUGUGGUCAACAGUUUGGACGGCAAAUGCUCCAAGUGUCCCAGCCAAGAAUACAUCCAGUCACAGCCGGUUCAGCAUCUAAUAUACAAAGAUUGCUCUGACUACUACGUAAUAGGAAAAAGAAGCAGCGAGACCUACAGAGUUACACCGGAUCCCAGACACAGUAGCUUUGAAGUCUACUGUGACAUGGAGACCAUGGGGGGAGGCUGGACAGUGCUACAGGCUCGCCUCGAUGGAAGUACCAACUUCACCAGGGACUGGAAAGAUUACAAGGCGGGCUUUGGAAACCUUGACCGAGAGUUUUGGCUGGGUAAUGAUAAGAUUCAUCUGCUGACCAAGAGUAAGGAAAUGGUUUUGAGAAUAGACCUCGAAGACUUUAACGGUGUCACGCUGUAUGCCUUGUACGAUCAGUUUUACGUGGCUAAUGAGUUUCUGAAAUACCGAUUACAUAUUGGUAACUAUAACGGCACAGCGGGAGACGCCUUGCGUUUCAGUAAACAUUACAACCAUGACCUGAAGUUUUUCACCACCCCAGACAGAGACAAUGACCGUUAUCCCUCUGGGAACUGUGGGCUCUACUACAGCUCAGGCUGGUGGUUUGAUGCCUGUCUCUCUGCAAACUUAAAUGGCAAAUAUUAUCACCAGAAAUACAAGGGUGUCCGCAAUGGGAUUUUCUGGGGCACCUGGCCGGGGAUAAGUCAGGCACAGCCUGGUGGCUACAAGUCCUCCUUUAAGCAGGCCAAGAUGAUGAUGAGACCCAAGAAUUUCAAACCAUAAAUUGCUAGUGUUCAUCUCUCCAGGCGCCUGUCUAAAGGCACUGAGUUCCUUCUGCCCUUUACCAUAGGCCUGAGUUUAUAUUCCUUUGCGAUGGCUAACACAUUUCUUUUUAAACUUCACAGCUUUUAAAGUAAAGCUAGAAGUAUCUAAAGAGACUACUUUGUUGCUAUUAUACACGAAUGCCUGAAAGCCCUGGAGGUAUUGACAAUCAUACGUUAUAUUUGCAAACCCUUGCAUUUUAUUAGUUAAAAGUUCCCUACUAGAUUUAUUAUUUUUUACAAUUAAAAAAACUAAAUUAUUCAGCAAGCUAAAUAUCUACAUAAGCAACUUUUAUUUUCACUGGGGCUAAACAUGUAUAUUUGCAAAUACAUCAGUCUUUUCAGGCCCAAGCUAUUCAUAUAUUUGUGGCCAAGAACUGUAGUGCUUUCUUUGAGCCAAGAAGACCUUAAAGCAUUUAUUUCUCAAAAAAGAAGCAGGGGCACAGAAAGUGUAGCUAAACUUAUUGAUGUGAUACUCAUGAAAUAUAUAAUGUGGCAGUAAAAUGCCUUAGAAUGUGGUAGCAUAGCGUCCCUCCCCCAUCCCCACUGGGAAACGAUGUGGCCCUGGAGACUGGUUUAGUGGUUCUUUAUUCACUGUUUAGAGCCGGUUAGAACCGGAUGCAAAAGCUACAUUGUUGCCGACCCCUGCUUCAGAUGCACAAUAGUUUUUAAUGAAGGUGCUAGGCUACUGUAAGGCUUCCUUGGGGAAAGUCACCGGAGAGGGAAAAAAAAAGUUUAUCUAAUACUUUGAAAGCCAAUCCCAUACCCAAAGCAAUACUAUUGUUGAGGGAUCAACUUCCUAGGAAGCUGACUUUUCUAGAAUAAAUUUAUUUAUUAAGAUGAAUUUUGAAAUAGUUCAAAUGUUACACAUUUUAAUCCUAAAUAGUCAAUUGCUUGUUUCAUUCAAUAUAUAUUCAAUAUAUAUAUAUAUGUAUAUAUAUAUAUAUAUAUGUCAAUCAUAAUUCUUUGGGAAUUCCUUCAUUGUGGAAUGCCGAGGACCACACCAAAGGGCCUUAGGAGCAGAUUCCUUUUAUCAUUGUGCAAAGGGAUCUCUGCAGAGAGAGACAAGCGGCCGCACACGCACAUUUGAAAGGCCCGAGUGAGCGCUGUGUGUGUGUCAGGCAUCGGAAGGAACCGCACAGUACGCAAUGUGCAAGCGAUAACUUUGGUCUUAAUGUUUCAGUGUGGUUUUCAAUAUAUUAACCAAGCUGUAAAACGCAUUCAUAAAGAUUCAGCAUCUUUGAAUACAAUUAGGGAGGACAGUUACUGCCUUUACCACUUAAACUUUCAGAUACACAGCCAUUGUUGAAAAAUAGUUAAGAGGUGCAAGAUAUUAUUUUAAAAAUAUGAACCAUGAAGCUUUCAGGUAAAUACAAUGAAAAUUAAUCUAUUAUUAAUACAAUUAUAUUACCAGAGUGAGGUAAAUACAUGCUGAAUUAAGUAACCAAAAUGUAAAAUAUAGAUUCCAAAAGCUGUUUACCUACUUUGUAGAAUACUGGAUGUAAAUGGCAUAAUUAGGAUGAGGAUGGGGUGGUGGCUCACCCUUUAAUCCCAGCCCUCGGGAGGCAGAGGCAGGCGGAUCUCUGGUCUACAAGAGCUAGUUCUAGGACAAGCUUCAAAGCUAUAGAAAAACCCUGUCUC
Arvicola amphibius (Eurasian water vole) is the source of this 3026-nucleotide messenger RNA. It is a transcript of the gene Fgl2, whose product is annotated as fibrinogen like 2. The record is from RefSeq and is a predicted model, not a curated record. The coding region runs from base 55 to 1347 and encodes 430 amino acids. The transcript has 2 exons. Lineage: Eukaryota; Metazoa; Chordata; Mammalia; Rodentia; Cricetidae.